Messenger RNA from Elaeis guineensis (African oil palm), 1318 nucleotides. RefSeq names its product WRKY transcription factor 71. NCBI's taxonomy places the organism in Eukaryota, Viridiplantae, Streptophyta, Magnoliopsida, Arecales, Arecaceae. Gene Ontology annotation, molecular function: sequence-specific DNA binding; DNA-binding transcription factor activity. The record is from RefSeq and is a predicted model, not a curated record. Gene Ontology annotation, biological process: regulation of DNA-templated transcription.
CUCCAUUCUCUCUCUCUCUCUCUCUCAUAUUCCUUUCAUCCUGUAUCUUCUCUAGCAAGGAAGACAAAACCCUAACCUGAGACUAAAGCGAGAUAGAGAUAGAAAGAGAGAGAGGAGGUGAGAAUCUGAUGAGAGCGGCACGACGAUGAUGAUGGAGAAGAGAGAAGAAGAGAUGGACGUCGCGGCGGCGGCCGGAGUCUCCCCGUUCGCCGCCGACCAGAUCGGUGGGAUCUUCGACACGGCCUUCGACGUCAGAGGGGCAGACAAGAGCUCCCAGGGCUUUCUCGAGCUGCUUGGCUUCCAGGACCUUCACAGGUCCUUCUUCGACAUCCCACUCCCGGCGCCGACGGUGGAGGUGGCCCCCUCGGUCCCCCCGCCGGAGUCCUCCGAGGUGCUCAACUUUCCGGCGACCCCGAACUCGUCCUCGAUCUCCUCCUCCUCCACCGAGGCUGCCACUGACACUGCCGAUCCGGCCAAGCCCCACCGCGAGGAGGAGGAGCAAGGCAAGGCCAAGAAAACUGGCUCGAAGGAAGGGAAGAAGAAAGGGCAAAAGCGUCAGAGGGAGCCAAGGUUCGCGUUCAAGACGAAGAGCGAAGUGGAUCACCUUGAAGACGGUUACAGGUGGCGCAAGUACGGGCAGAAGGCCGUCAAGAACAGCCCCUUCCCCAGGAGCUACUACCGGUGCACCCACGCCACGUGCGGCGUGAAGAAGCGCGUGGAGCGGUCGUCGGAGGAUCGGACGGUGGUGGUGACGACCUACGAGGGCCAGCACAACCAUCCCUGCCCCAUCGUGCCACGUGGCGGCCAUCCAGCACCCUUGCCUCCGCUCGCUGCCGAGCCUCCCCCGCCGCCGCCGGGGCUCGGCUUCGUUUUCCCUUCGUUCCAGGUGAAGGAUCUCCACUUCCCCUACCUCACCAGCUACCUCCCUCCGCCGCUGGAUUUCCAGCACGUGUCUACUGGUAUCGUCGCGUCAGCCCCCGGCGAUCGGAGACUCUGCAAUCCGACGGCCGAUGUUCCGAUAAGGGAUCACGGGCUGCUUCAGGACUUGAUUCCAUCGGAUAUCGGGAAGAAGGAAGAGUAGAUAUUUGGUAUGUUAGUUCUUUUUUCUCUUUCUUUAUAUUUGGGUUUGUCCCCUUUUUAUUUUUUUCUCUCUCUCCCCUUUUUAGGGGGGAUUAUCGCUGACUGAUGGUAGUUGGAGAGCCGUCCAUUUCAUGUACACAGAUUUCCCACCGGUGAUGAUGUAUUGCUGCUGCUACUACUAUGUAUGAUGAUUACUUUUUUUUUCUCCUUAUCAAAGCGUUGUCGUUUGGGAUAAAAA